This is a messenger RNA of Yamadazyma tenuis ATCC 10573, 3445 nucleotides long. RefSeq names its product Cex1p (gene CEX1). NCBI's taxonomy places the organism in Eukaryota, Fungi, Ascomycota, Pichiomycetes, Serinales, Debaryomycetaceae. Gene Ontology annotation, biological process: protein phosphorylation; tRNA export from nucleus. Gene Ontology annotation, cellular component: cytoplasm. The record is from RefSeq and is a predicted model, not a curated record. Gene Ontology annotation, molecular function: protein kinase activity; ATP binding.
AUGGACUUUCUUUCUAAAACGUUACAAACGUUAACGGGCUCUUCUAUCCCGUAUACUCUCAAGGAGGAGGUCUGGCACAAUCAGAUAUGGCAGCUUUUUGACGCUAUUAACCCAAAGGACAACUCACCCGUAUCGGUAUUCCAAUUCAAUGGUGCCAACAAACAAGACACAUAUAAGGUGCUAGCCACUUCAAGUUUCACCAACUCCAAACUUGUCAAGUAUCCUGGACUUGUUUCCAUUAUAGACUACUUUGAGGUAUCCAAAGAGCACCUUUACAUUGUCACCGAAAGAGUCAAGCCUUUACUGGCGGUACUCAGUGGAAGUUCCAAAGACUACAAGGUUUUUGGAAUCAACUCGAUAGCAAACAGUUUAGAGUUCUUGAACUCCAAGUGUAAACUCGUUCAUUGCAACCUCAGCGUUGAUUCUGUGUUUGUGUCCUUGGAAGGAAGUUGGAAGUUAUUCGGAUUCGAGUUGAUGAGUGGAGUGGGAAACAUGGCCAAGAAUGCUGUUAGCUAUGGCAGAAACUUGAUCGACUUACCCGAAGAAUUGGUGAAUAGCCAGCUAUGCAACUAUGAGGCCAGCCCUCAAACCGAUUCUUACUUGUUGGGAAAGUUCAUUGAAGCGAAUGUUCCCCAAUGGACUAGUCCUACCAUCAAGAGAUUGACCACUAAGUUCAGAUCCAGACUAAGCUUAGAAGACUUCUUGGUGAAGAAUGGCCCAAUUUUUGAUUCCAAUAUAAUCAUAAGAUUCAACGAAGAAUUGAAUGACGUUAAGGUCUUAAAUAGUCAUGACAAGUUGGGUUUCUUCAAGCACAAUUUGGCUGAGUAUCUCAAUGGAGAUACCUCCGUAUAUCCUGAAGGAUUGAUUGCAAAUAAAUUGCUUCCAGAGUUAGUACUGCAAUACGAUCAGCUUCUGAGGUUCAAACCAUCAGUGAAUACCACCCCCGAAGAAACUACGCAAAAUCAGGAACUCCUUUCGAUUGUAUUGAACUUCAUCUUAAAGAUCUGCAUGAAUUUGCCCUCCAGUGAGUUCAACACCAAAAUCGUGCCUAUAAUUAAGGCAAGUUUUGGAAGUAAUGACAGAUCCGUGAGGUUGACUCUAUUGAACAACUUGUCAGGAUACAGACCGAUGUUGAGUAACCCAGAUCUUCAGGCUAUCUUCCCCAAACUUGUGGUUGGUAUUCAAGAUUCUAACUUCAUAAUCAGGGAGUUGACUUUAAAUGCAAUUAACUCUAUUGUGGAUGUUUUGACAGACAAAUCGGUCAAUCAGGACUUGUUGAAAGUGUUGGCCAAAUGUCAAAACGACCCUAAACCCUCGAUUAGAACAAACACAAUUAUCUUGAUCAUCAAGAUAUCCGGUAGAAUCUACAAAAACUCCAGGAAUAAUGUUCUCAUAACUGCGUUGAGCAAGUCUUUGAAAGACUCUUUUACUCCCUGUAAAAUGGCUGCUUUAAGAGGAUUUGAGUCGUUGGAGUCAGAUUUUUCUAUCGAUGAAGUCUGUAACAAGAUCUUAGGGAUAUUAGCAACGGCUUUGAUGGAUCCAAAGUCAAGCAAAGUCAGAAACGAAUCUGGAAGAUUGUUCAAGGUUUAUUUCAAUAGAGUGGAAAGUCAAGCCACUAAUUUGGGAGAUGAAGAAGAUGAAGAAUUGGAAGAAAAGGAAUUCUUGGCUAAGAAUGGGACCCCCAACGAAACAGUCAAGAAGGAUGUAGCACCCGGUAAUGGUGGAUCCGGAAGUGGAUUUGGCUGGAAUCUCAUGAACAAGUUCGUUUCGUCCGGAGUCGAGGGCCAAAUGAAUAAUGAAAUCAACAAGAGUUCCAGCACUGUUAAUCUUAUAGCCACAAACAAUAGCAACAGCGCAAGGAAUACUCCUACAAUUGCAUCAGUUACACAUUCAACUGAAGAUUUGACCAUAAAAGAUGGUUGGAAUGAAUUUGAUGAUGGCUGGGGUGGAGUUGAAGAUGAGGAGUUGGAAAAGCCUAAACCAAGAGCUGCAAAGUCCACCAAACCUGUGAACACAAGAAAGCCUAUAUCUUCCAAUAGGACGAAGACAUCUACAUUGAAGCUAGGCCACAAAGAGAAACCAGUCUCGCUGUUGAAGUUGAACUUGGUGGAUGAUGAUCAAGAAGAGGGUGGUUGGGGAGGAUUGGACGACUGGUAACUAGUAUAGUUUAUUCAUAAUACACUCAUUAAUAAAUACAUGCAAAAAGUCACUUUAAAGGCAACAAGUUCUGUUCUACACACAGCGUCCUGCAAAGAGGGCAUUCAGGGUUUUCUCUUACCCAAUCCACAAUGCAUUCCCAGCAGAAUAAAUGACCGCAGUUUGCAGCCGAUGGGUUCACCAUAGGCGAAAGACAAAGAAUACAAUUUCUUGAGGCUUCAGGAAUAUAAGGAAGUUGGCUAUCAUCUGCUAAGUCUACUUCAUUUGCCGAAACCUUGAUCUGGGAAAUUCUUUUGUACGUACCAUCGUCUUCAUGAUCGACUAUAAUGCUCGAAUCCAAAUUGGUCUGGUCAGUAUAUGCCUUGAACUUGAUUAAACCCUUGACAACAAACUGAAGUAAGAUAAUUAACCCAAGUAACGAGUAGUUUGAGUUCUUAGCCAUCUUGUUCAAGUCUUUGUUGUGGCCAAAGAUGUACCUCAUACCAAAUAGACGUUUUGAUAAAGAAUAGUACGACCCUUGAAAAUAGAACAUAGCAACGUGCAAAUUCAUCAUUGUGUCUAAUACGCUCGUAUAACUGGAGAAAACAUCGAUGAACCAUUUCUUAACUUUAUUCCUCUCAUUUUCAGAGCUGUAAAGCUUGAAUUUCUUGACAAUUCGGGAAAUGAUAUAAGGUGCCAAAGCAUAUGACACUAUGAAACCAAGCCUCCUAAAUAAUCCUGGAAACCGCUUCCCACUGCGAUUAAUGUAGAGCAAAUCAACGUACUCUUCUCCCAAGGUUCUGUACCCAGCCAAAGUCGUCAAGAUCAAGUACAUCAGCUUGGUAGCCACAGUGAUUUCUUCUGGGUACUUAUUGAUAAACCGCUGGCCCUUGAAGAUCUGGAACGCAUCUUGGAUUUGACUUCGAAGUGACGACUCAAAGUAUGCAUCCUUCUGAUUGGCUCUUACUAUAGUGGCCGAGUUGGCGAAGGGAAGGGCAUUGCCAUUUUGUUGUAUGCUUGAAGGACUUGACAUGAAGUUGUGUGGAGAAAGUUAGUUGAGCAGCUUGGAAAGCUCGAGCGCGAAAUGGUAGUCUUUGUGUUCUUGAGAAUCGGGGAAGCUGUCGCGGCAGAUAUCGCAGUAGUAGGUCGAAGAACUUGGGUCGACAUCGCGCGAAGUUGGGCCCGGCGAUGAGCUUUUGUUGGUACGAUUCUUCAAGGAGUCUAGGAUAUUGUACUUAGGUUUCUUGGAUGAGGGAUUGGAUAUGGGGACUUUCUCAGGAGCAGCAGAUGGUCUUUUGGUUUUGGUGGG